AUGUCGGCAGACAGCGAAAAUGCGGCUGCUAAAUUUAGUGUUGGAAAACGCUUCGGAGAAUGGGUGAUAGUCAAAAAAAUGGACGAGGGAGGCUUCGGACAAGUAUACAAGGUUGAAAAUGUGAAACGGAAAGGGGUUAUGGCUGCAUUGAAAGCGGAACCAAACGACAUUGAAGGAGGUUCAGCCAUCAAACUCGAAAUAGCUAUACUUCGCGCGUUGACAGAAAAUGGAGAAAAACCACACAUUCCAAAUGUUUUCCAUGCAGCAAAACAUAAAAAGUACUGCUAUAUGGUGAUGACGCUACUCGGCGAGAACCUGAAAUCGUUGAAGAUUAACUGCCCGAAAGAACUUAUGUCUCCUCAAACAUGGUGUCGAAUUGCCAUCCAAUGUUUGUACAGCGUUAAACUCGUCCACGACCAUGGUUACGUUCAUCGUGACAUAAAACCCAACAAUUUUGUAAUGGGACACAAAGAUGAUCUCCAGAGAGCUCGUGUAGUUCACAUACUUGACUUUGGGUUAUCACGAUCAUACGCUGUGUUGAAAAAUGGUAAAUGGGUAGCAAGAAAAGCCAGGGGAACGGCGGAAUUCAGAGGAACGCUUCGUUAUUGUUCUCCUAAUGUUCACGAGAAGAAAGAGCAGGGACGACGAGACGACUUAUGGUCUUUAUUUUAUGUACUUAUUGAAUUUCAUUGUGGUCUACCUUGGCAAACAGUUAGAGAUAAACAUAAGGUCGAAGUAAUGAAAAUGAAUAUUCCGGACAAGAAUUUGGUUCAAAACUUCCCAGCUGAAUUACGUGAUAUAAUUCCAUACCUGAGAACAUUGGACUGUUAUCAGCGACCUAAUUACAGCAUGUUUUACGAUGCGUUAGUGGCUCUCAUGAAAAGAUUGGGUACAAAACCAUCGGAUCCUUACGAUUGGGAAACCCAAGAGCAAGUCGACAAAGUGGUGAAGAACACGAAACCAGCUCCCUGGGAGAACGCGGAUCAGUUCUUCAAAUCAGAUCCGAUCAAUAUACACGCGCCCCCUUUAACAAGUGCACAAUCGUCGAGUCCUCCAAAACCUAGCCAGCCCUUUGAAGUUAGUGGUCCUCAUGUGGAAGCAUCAAAGGUUUAG
Molecule: messenger RNA, 1113 nt
Organism: Necator americanus (New World hookworm)
Lineage: Eukaryota; Metazoa; Nematoda; Chromadorea; Rhabditida; Ancylostomatidae
Exons: 13
Coding region: 1-1113 (370 amino acids)
Biological process (GO): peptidyl-serine phosphorylation; signal transduction
Cellular component (GO): cytoplasm; nucleus
Molecular function (GO): protein serine/threonine kinase activity; ATP binding
Source: RefSeq, a predicted model, not a curated record